This is a messenger RNA of Culex pipiens pallens (northern house mosquito), 2443 nucleotides long. RefSeq names its product fibrinogen C domain-containing protein 1-B-like. The coding region runs from base 107 to 1234 and encodes 375 amino acids. NCBI's taxonomy places the organism in Eukaryota, Metazoa, Arthropoda, Insecta, Diptera, Culicidae. The record is from RefSeq and is a predicted model, not a curated record. The transcript is spliced from 7 exons.
UUUCGAAAAAGAUUUUGCGUCAGUUUGUCUGUGGUUUUACUGACGGACAUCUGGGAGUAAUCGAUCAUUCACUACUCAUUCGGUGACGAAACGGCGGAGCGUUGCAAUGUCGGUUAUAAUUCGGCUAUUUUUGGUGAGUUUUCUGUGCACCGGUAUAAGUGCGGCCGAAGGAUGCUUCGGGUACGAAUUGCUGGUAGAGAGACUGGAAAACUUGGAAAAUAGACUUACGAAUUUGCUAGCCACGAGUCAAGACGUCGUCAAUGGAAAGAUAAACGAAUUAAGUAAAAACAUUGCAGCGGGUAAUUUGAGGAUUUCGGCCGGUUCGGUUAAAAUUCAAAAUGCAACCGAUGAAAAAUUCAGUACAAUCACGUCAAAAAUAAAUGAUCAAAAUUCAAGACUGGAGAAGAUCGAAUCGAUGGGCAAAGCUGUGGUCAAAAUGCUGGAGCAAAGUCACAGCGGGAUCGAGACUAAACAUUCACGUUUGACAGAACGACUGACGACACUGGAAACAACCGGGGACGCCAUUUUGUCGCGGCAAAGAUCGGCGGAAAGCAGAAUCAACGAGCUCACUGCGGGCAUUUCCACGUUGGGCAACCAAUCGCGACAAAUUCUCAAGAAUCACAACGAUUUGGUGGUUGCUUCAUGUGACAUGCCUACAAUAUCCGGAAUUUACCGGUUGCAAAAACCAAACAUGAACGUAUUUUGCGAUGCGGUGGAUGCUGGAGGACGUUGGCUGUACAUCCAGCGACGAAUCAGUGAUGAUGUUAUUGAUUUCGAACGCAAUUGGUUCAAUUAUGUGUCGGGAUUUGGCAAGAUUGGCGCAUUAUCAAGUUUUUGGCUUGGGUUGGAAGCCCUCCACCAGCUUACAAGCAGUGCAAAUUACGAGCUUUUAAUCGGCAUUAAAAAUGAACACAACGUAUUCCGGGAGGCUCGCUAUUCUGAAUUUAAGGUGUCUGGAGCAAACGACGGCUACCGACUGACGGUUGGAGGUUACUCUGGAACGGCAGGUGACAUGCUUCACAACAACGCGAAAUUUUCAACAUUCGAUCGAGAUAACGAUUCGAGCAGCACUAAAAACUGCGCAAAAGAUUUUCACAGUGGGUGGUGGUUUGACAAUUGUAGAAAUAGUAAUCUCAACGGACCCUACCAGAAAGCAAGCAACGGGUACGGCAUCGAAUGGGGAUCCUGGGCUGACGCAGCUAAAUUCAGCAAAAUGAUGAUUCGUCGAAAGUGAAGUUUUGAAUUUGGCUGUACCGAAAAAAAAUGGAGCAUGCUCUCUUUUAAAUGUAAAUCCAAGGUUGUAGCGGAACAAUUCUCUACGAAAUAUGUUUUAAUCCGGCUGAAACUUUUGUGAUGCUUUCGGAAAGCCCAAAGAAGCCAUUUUGCAUCAUAAGUUUGUCCAUAUAAUUUUCCAUACAAAUUUGGCAGCUGUCCAUACAAAAUGAUGUAUGAAAAUUCAAAAAUCUGUAUCUUUUGAAGGAAUUUUUUGAUCGAUUUGGUGUCGUCGGCAAAGUUGUAGAUAUGGAUAAGGACUACACUGAAAAAAAAAAUGAUACACGGUAAAAAAAAAAAUUGGUGAUUUUUUAUUUAAGUUUUUGUCACUAAAACUUGGUUUGCGAAAAAACAAUAUUUUUAUUUUUUUUUUAUUUUUAUAUAUUAUCUAGGGGGCAUGAAUUGCCAACUUUUCAGAAAUUUCCAGUUUGUGCAAAAAAUCUUUGACCGAGUUAUGAUUUUUUUACUCAAUACUGAUUUUUUUCAAAAAUUCGAAAUAUUGGUCGCAAAAAUUUUUCAACUACAUUUUUCGAUGUAAAAUCAAAUUUGCAAUCAAAAAGUACUCUCAAGUUAAAUCCAUUUUUAGGUGACUUUUUUGAAAAAAAGCCGCAGUUUUUCAUUUUUUUUAAAUUAGUGCACAUGUUUGCCUAUUUCUGAAAAAAAUAUUCUUGAAAAGCUGAAAAAAUUUUCUAUAUUUUGCAUUUUUGAACUUUGUUGAUACGACCUUCAGUUGCUGAGAUAUUGCCAUGCAAAGGUUUAAAAACAGGAAAAUUGAUGUUUGCUAAGUCUCACCCAAACAACCCACCAUUUUCUAAUGUCGAUAUCUCAGCAACUAAUGGUCCUAUUUUCAAUGUUAAAACAUGAAACAUUCAUGAAAUUUUCCGAUCUUUUCGAAAAAAAUAUUAAAAAAAAAUUAAACACAAACUGGAAUUUUCUGAAAAGUUGGCAUUUUAUGUCCCCUAGAACAUAUAAAAAAGGUGUUUUUUUGCAAAUCAAGUUGUAGUGACAAAAAGUUAAAUAAAAAAUCACCAAUUUUUUUUACCGUGUAUCAUUUUUUUUCAGUGUAAUCCUUAUUCAUACCUACAACUUUGCCGAAGACACCAAAUCGAUCAAAAAAAUCCUUCAAAAGAUACAGAUUUUUGAAUUUUCACACAUCAUUUUUGUAUGGACA